Messenger RNA from Parus major (Great Tit), 1853 nucleotides. RefSeq names its product acrosin binding protein (gene ACRBP). The coding region runs from base 1 to 1845 and encodes 614 amino acids. The record is from RefSeq and is a predicted model, not a curated record. NCBI's taxonomy places the organism in Eukaryota, Metazoa, Chordata, Aves, Passeriformes, Paridae. Gene Ontology annotation, cellular component: nucleus; acrosomal vesicle. The transcript has 10 exons.
AUGAGCCUGGCGUGUCCCCUCCCUGGGGGCGCCGACAGCUCCGCCUGGCCCCACCGCGACACCGGCCCCGGGUUCCGACUGCGGUGCCGUGGCCAGGGAAUGGUUCCACGGUUGCCAAGGGCAGAAGCCGAGCGCUCAGGCUUGCCGCCCUGGCCUGCUCGGUGUGUGAGGGACUCCCAGCCGGCCACCGAGCAGCUCCAUGAUGCGGCAGCCCGUGGCACACACAGCGCGGCUCCUCUGGCUGCUGAGUGGGCAGGGACAGCCCAGCCCACGGCCCGUGUUUGUCCCGCAGGUGUGCUGAGCUUGCCGGCGGCCGCUGCGGCUCCGCCGGUGCUGCCGGUGCCGCCGGUGCCGGGCAGCCCGCUGUCGGACAGGGAGUACCAGCAGUUCUUUGCCAAGCUGCACCCGCCCUGGCAGGCAAACAUGUUCUGCCUGCUGCGCCAGGCCCACGGCUGCCUCAACCACGACAUCCUGCGCCUGGACCAGGAGGAGAACCACGGAGAAAUCCCCGAAGGGCCGAUCUGCACUGAAUUUCCAGAGGUGGUGCAGUUCCAGACCUUCUGUCAGUUCGCCCAGUAUCGCUGCCUCAAACAGCAGUUCUUCGUCAAGCGAGUCCCAUGUUUGGGUUGGUCUCUAACAAACCCUUUCCCGAUGGAGCCAUCCAGCACCCCAGACUCCUUGGCAACGGACAGAGGCUCCCCUGUCACACAAGCUGCUCUCCACCCCUGCAGCUUUCUGUCUGGCCUCCAAAAGCCACCCUUGGCCGCUCCAUCCCUCUGUCUCACCACUCAGAGGAGGGCUUUUCUGUCACCUGCUGAUGCCCUGCUGCAGGACAAUGUGGAAGGCCUUCUCCAGUUCUCUCGUGCUCUGUUAGGUCAGAAACCAUGGCAGACAAAGCACCCCACAGCCACGCCAAGGGUGCCCACUCCCCGGCAGAAGAGCAGGACUACACGCCCACCGACUCCCUGGGCUGCCACCUCACCUUCCAGGGUGGAAUCCCCGGAGGAGCAAAGCCUGAGGAAAAGCAUCUGGCAGCUGAUCCAUUCGGCUCUCUCCUUGGAUGCAUCCUUGGAGACCAAGAACUCCUCUUGGAACCUCACCAGCUUGGGCCCAGGACACACAAUGAAGUCGGAAAUCCCCCCCCGAGGCAGCCUUCUAGCCCUGCAGAACGAUGAGGCAGUGCUGAUCCUGUGCUACGCAGUGCUGGAGGGAGAUUGCCUCUCCUCGAUGCUCGCCACGGCCUGGAAGGAGAUGGAGAAAAAAAACUUUGAGUUCGGAGACUCGGUUUGUGACAGCCUUGGGCGGCACCACUUGGACCUGUGCCCUGCCUGUGCUUUCUGCUCGCUGAAGAGGGAGCAGUGCCAGAACAUCAAGACCCUGAACCGUGUUCACUGCGACUCGGGCAGCUUCUCCACCUACAUCAACCCUCAGAUCUCGGCCCAGCUGGGGGACGAGGAGGGCAAGCCUAUGUCCUCAGAGACCCUGGAGGGCUACAACAUGGACUUUUUGAGAGGGAUGAGGUUGGAGUACUGGUGCAGCCAGAUGGCCAUCUAUGGCUGUAACGAGCCUGCUGUGACCCUCUGGCUGAAGGCAGAGUAUGAAGCCUUCCAAAACGGGGAUGGCUCAGGAAAGAUCUGUGACUCGAGAGGAAAUCAGCAUCCCAGCUACUGCAUGUUCAAGAGCUACCAGUGCCUCCUGAAGAGCAUCUACAACCAGAGGGUGGCUCCCAUGGAAUGCAAGCCUUACAAGAGCUACAGGGUGCUGAGUGCAAAGGAGGGAGACGAGGAGGUGCAGCUGUGGCAAGAGAUAUUCCACAGCCUCUCCAAGCAGAAAUCUGAAAGUUAAUAAAGUUU